UCCAGCGGUGAGUCCAGCCGCUGAACGCCCAGCGCUGCAGCUCCACUGCGGGAUCCGGAGAGCUAGAAGAGUGAAGGACUUCAGAGGGUCUAUUUAGCCUCCCUUUGUUGGGAAAAAGUUAGAGUAAAACUGGAGGGGAGGAUGUCUUCACAGAAGCUACCGGGCUCUUUUGGAGUCCUGUUCCCAGGAUACUCUCUGCCGAUGAAAGCAGAGCGCAGUCGGAAUAAGGAGAGGCUGGAGGCCAGUCUGGCCGGUUUGUGUGAGCUGGAGCUCCUCAAACAGAGGCAGGAAUGCCGGGUGCUCAGCGCUCUCUGCCUCGGGGACUCUCCGGUUCCCGGGCGUCCGCCUUGGGGAGCCCUGCGGUCGGCACGCUGCGCCCUGGACGCACCGAGCGGCAGCGCGUCGGAGGACCUCAGCCUCCAAACUAGCAGUCUGCAGUGGGGUAUGAAGGCGUCUUUAGAGCAGCAGGUGGCAGAGCUGAAGGUCAACACGGAGGUCCACUCAACAGGUUCCCCUACUGACCCACGGGAGGAAAGCCAACUGAUUUCAGGAGAGGUUCUUGCAGCCCGUAAAAAUGGAUCUCCUCAAUCAAAUUACCAUCCUUUGGUCCCUCGAUCCCUAUCAGCACCUGAGGGGACAGGGGAGACAGAGAGGGGGGAGACAUGGCUGCCAGACUCAUCAAGAUGGGCCACGGUUAAUGAUGCUCUGGGGCAGAUGAAGGAUGUUGACCCGAGUCAGGAAGAUUAUCAACAAGCACAAAAAGUUGAGACCUAUAUAUUUGGAUUGGUCCAACGCAGAGUUCUACCCUCGCGUUCCUCAAAACCCCGAACCAGUUUGGCCCAUGAUCCCCGAGCUGCUAGUGUGGUGAGGCAGAGUAGUUUAUGCCGCAAUCAGGAGCAACAUUCAGCGAAGCAGGUGUCUGUUCAAGAGAUCACUUCUCCAUCCCAGAGUACAGAGGCUCCACAGGAUUGCCAUAACUUCGACCAGGAGCCUUACCUAGGGACAGGGUUUACUGAAGAUGCCCCACCCCCGUACCACCAGCAUCUACAGCCCAGUAUCCAGCAUCAAGCAGGACUUUAUCACAGGUCAAGACAGACAUCCAUGAUUAACACCUCCCGCUCAACAUUGCUGGACUAUCCAGCCUGCAGAGUGCUUCAACCACACCCAGACUCCAGCAACAGCGAACCCGAGUCACCGCAACAUUUUCACAACUACCCUUCUCCUCCAGCUCUGUCAAAGCCUCAUCAGCCACCUGAUGAGCAGCUGGUCAAUGCAGAGUAUAUCCCAGCCCAGCCUUGCCGAGCCUCCACCAGAGCGUAUGCCCAUCAUCAUUCAAACCCCCAUAAGGCGUCCGUGGUGCCUAAACCCAAUCGAACCACCUAUUCUCCAGAAAGAAGCCAUCAUCAUCAAGAGCAGCCGCCCACAGCAUCCCAGAUUCAACCCUCCAGAUCUAGAGCGGGCCCAAAGAAGUGUCGCUCGAAUGAAGACAGAAAUGGGGCCAGCAGGAAGCCAGGGAAGAAGGCAUGUAGGUCUCAGUCAGAGAACAGCCUGCAAAGGGUUCCAGAACGCAAGUACAACACAGUGGAGAGGGACGGUGGAGGAAGUGGAAGCGGUGGAAGGGGAAGCCGCAGUAGUCAAUCAAGGAGCAAGAAACAACAGCAAGGAGGGGGGGGCUGUCGGCGCUGGCAGUCCACCCUGGAACUCAGCCAAGACGAGGCUGAGCAGCCACCCAUGCAGGCACCCAUGCAAGGCUCUUCAGCUUCAAACCAAAGGGACCCUUGUGCAAGGCGAACGCGCAAAUCUCGCCCCACUCAUGCAGCGCAUGUCUACCCACACCCCCCCCACUCCCACCAUCAUCAGCAUAUGGAGUACCAGAUAGAGAGGGACCUAGUGCCGCUGUGUCCGCCUACUGAGGGCUACCCUCACCCCCGUCAGGGAGAGUCUGAGUCCAGCAUGAGCGAGGCAGACUCUCCUGAUUCCAGUACUUUGUCCAGUGACUCAGAUGAGAGUGGUGGUCUGGUUUGGCCUCAACAACUACCCCCACAACUUUCCGUCCCAUCACCCUCUGCCCAACCAGGGGCACCUCUGCAGCCCAAGGCUUUUGUCAAGAUUAAGGCCUCACAUGCCCUUAAGAAGAAGAUCCUGCGCUUCCGCACUGGCUCAUUGAAAGUAAUGACCACUGUAUAAAGUGACAUGAUGAUCAGACAGAACUGAGCUUUGAAAUAUAUAGAACAAUGCAUCACAGACAUUACUGUGUUCAUUUGAGUGUAACAAACGUGGUUAUAAAAUCGAAAGGAUGUUUUAGAUGACAAGAAAUGAAGUAAAUGGCCAUUAUCAUAUCAGCUGUUUUUUUUUUUUUAAUGGGAUGUUAAAUGCUAUUUCAGUGUUACAUUUUGCUAAAACUCUAGGAUGAUUCAUGCUUUGUCAAAGUGUACCAUAUUUGGCCAUAUUGGCCCCCUGAAUAUCUCCAGACACGACAGUCACCAUAACCCAUGCUGGCAUUGUCUUUGAGCUCAGCCCAAUACACCUACCAUUAUAAGAGACACUGGGCCUCAUUCAAGAAUGUUUUGUGUCCUGAAAUAUUGGUACAUUGUAGGGCUUGUUCCUAGUGGAGUCAGAUCCACCAAACAUGCUUAACCACACACAUCUGACAAAUGCCACCUGUUGUUGAGGGGUUCAGUGAGAUUGUAUCACUAGCGUAACCAACACUUUGCUAUGUACAGGUAGGUUUCAAAUAAUAUGCUGCCAGGUUUUCAACCUCCUUUCAAAGAAGGACCCUUUCUUAGGAAAACUGUUACAAACAGUUCGAUUUUAUUAGGACUGAAAAAUCCUCUUUUGUUGUUGAAAUAAUGCAAAGCCGUUAUUAUUGAAUUAUUAAGUCAUAUUGUAAUUAAAUAGGAACAUAUCUCAAGACAAACAACCAAAGGUUAGUGCUUUCUACAUGUUUUCUUCAUUUACCCACAGCCAAUAAAUAAACUGUGGGUGGUAGUAAAUACAUCUGUUAGGCACACAGAGAAGUGAUUGCAGUAAAUAAAUAAUUGUUGUGUAAGAGAGGAUUGUUACUACAGUACAAAGUGUGUGUGAGACAUUUUGUCUGGAACUGUGUGGCUUUUGACUGAAAAUAAGUAUAUAAAUCUUCAACAUUUUACUGUAGGAGCUGUCAGAAACAAACAAGACACCACAGCAACAAGUGUUAUAUUGUCUUUGAAAUGUUUUGGAGGGAUCAAAUGUCAAACUAACAAAGUCAAGUAUUCUUAAAAAGAGCAUUUUAAUGUUAUACAGUAUAGCAAAUUGCAGUUCUUAUUGUAUAAAGUUAAUAUGAGGGUACUUGAGCAAAUGAAAUGUGUCUGUGCCCAAAGAAUGUAAUGUUAUUAAGUCACUUUCACUAUUUGACAGUAUUAUAAUUUUAAGUGCACUCGCCAACUAACUAUUAGCUUCUCUUUGUAUGAAAUGUGUUUGACAAAAUGCAGUAUAUGAUAUUAAAGU
Messenger RNA from Trematomus bernacchii (emerald rockcod), 3486 nucleotides. Its product is annotated as dapper homolog 3-like. The record is from RefSeq and is a predicted model, not a curated record. Gene Ontology annotation, cellular component: cytoplasm. NCBI's taxonomy places the organism in Eukaryota, Metazoa, Chordata, Actinopteri, Perciformes, Nototheniidae. Gene Ontology annotation, biological process: negative regulation of canonical Wnt signaling pathway.